AUGAACGGACUACCGAACGAGCUGCUGAAGCAGAUGUUGCUCAAUCUGGACCCCAUGGAUCGCAUGAACUGCGCUGCGACGUGCCGCCUGUGGGCAGACGCAGUGGCCUCCUCUUCGAUGCUGGAGGACAUCAAAGUUGUGAUCAAUGGGAUCUCGUUCCACGAAGCCGUUCCAUCUCUGAUGCAGAGCAAACGGGAGUACACGAAGCUCGAGAUCCGCAGAGCCAAUCUUACCGAGUUGGACUCCUGCUUCUGGACCAAGAUGUGCAAGAAUCUCCGCAAACUGGUCCUCGAUCAAUGCUUAUGGACCGACGAGGUCUUCUACUCCAUCCUCGUACAGUGCACGGAGGUGGAAAGCUUCGAAUUCGGAGAUUUCGCACUGAUCGAUUCGGUCUCCUUCGAGCUGCCUGAAGAAAUCCCUCUUCAGGAGCUCCGCGACAAACUAAGGAAAGCCAGACAUCUGAAGCUCCGAGUGCCGAUGUCAGAGUCGACCCUGGACAUCUUCCUCAAGCUCAUGCCCGAGUUGACCUCCCUCUCGCUAGAUGAAAUCCCCGGCGAGGGCGAUUUCGCCUUCCGCAGCUUGGUGCCGUGUUUCACAAGAGCUGAGCAGAGAUUCACGAAACUGAGCUUCUGCAUCGAGAACGUCGAGGACCAGACGAUGAAGGGUCUCAUAGAGUCGUAUGCGGAGUGUCUACAAGAGCUGCGCUUGGUCCCGUGCUUCGAAUAUUACGAGACGCUCAACGCAAUUCAAGAUUGUACCAGGCUCAGGCGUCUACAUCUAGGCCAGUGCGCUAUUCUGCAGGACCCCAAGCUCGAGCGAAUAAUACUCAACAAUCCCGACUUGGAGGUCCUGGUUUGCGACAACUCCCAUCAACUCGAGAAAAUAGGCUUGAGGGAAAUCCACCGACUCAGGAAACUCAGGCAUCUCUGCCUAUCAUUCGCGAAGAGAAUUCCAAGUAGCUCUCUCUGCAACAUCGGGAGGCUGCCGAACCUCCAGCACCUGGAUCUGAGGAAAACUCAUAGCGAUCUCAGGUUCUUCCAGAGCAUCGCAUGCCUCAGAGAGCUCCGGGUACUCAAAGUUGGUUCGACCGAUUUCACGUCGGAUUGUUUUUCUAUAAUCGUCGAGAACUUUGAGAAACUGGAAACCCUCUUUUUCUCAAAGAGCGACAUGCUGAGUGAUGAAGACGGGAUCAAGCUUCACCUCCUGAGAAACCUCAAGGAUCUUCGUUUCGCGCCCGGUCCGGCUACCACAGACAGGACGUUCGAGGAUGGACUCGGCUCACCCUACAUGAUGCGUCUCCAUUUGACCGGCUGUGCUCUCACAGAUUUCGGACUCGAGAAAAUAGCAGAGCAUCACGGUCAUCUGAGAGAAUUGACUCUCUUCAAGUGCAAUCAGAUCACAGACGCCGGAAUCGCUGUACUACUCAGACGUCAGCCUUAUCUCCGGAAGCUGGUUCUGAUGAGCAAUAGAUUCUUGACGGAGAACAGCAUCAGAAUACUCCUGGACGUGUGUCCUCGACUGAAGGAGCUCGAGGUCAGAUGCAUGAGCGACGGCAUGAACUUCAUGCUUCGGGAUAAGAGACCUCAGCUCGACUUACGCGAAGCACACCGAAGACCUCGGUAUCUUUGA
This is a messenger RNA of Galendromus occidentalis (western predatory mite), 1629 nucleotides long. RefSeq lists its product as uncharacterized. The transcript has 4 exons. The record is from RefSeq and is a predicted model, not a curated record. Bases 1 to 1629 code for a protein of 542 amino acids. Gene Ontology annotation, cellular component: SCF ubiquitin ligase complex. Gene Ontology annotation, biological process: SCF-dependent proteasomal ubiquitin-dependent protein catabolic process. Lineage: Eukaryota; Metazoa; Arthropoda; Arachnida; Mesostigmata; Phytoseiidae. Gene Ontology annotation, molecular function: protein binding.